AUUUUUCAAGACAUAAGGUUGCAUUGAAAUAUCUGUUAGAAUACUUAAGAACUAGUUGUUGUUACACAUAAUUAGUUGUUUCGUUCCCUGUUAAUCUGGUAUUGGAUGCUAUCGUUAAAUAAUAGUGGUUUCAAUGGAUCAAGAUUUCCCUAAGCCGUGCCAGGCACUGGGGAUUCCUCACUUUCAAAGGAGGAAGACUGAAGAGCCAGCACAAUCAACGGUCGUACUGCCUCCCCAGCGGGCUCCAUCCACAAAGGUUUUCCGCUGUGAAAAUCAGAUAGACUCCUCACCCCAAGGAUCUUUGGCCGACGAGGAAGUGGUGGAAAAAUCUGACGAGGAAAGUGAUCUGGAAAUUAAAGAAAUUUCUGAGGAGGUGAGUCGCUUGGGGCGGCGUGUAAGACGACUGAAUCAGAUGCUCGGCACCAAUAUACCAGAAUGUCCAAGUAUCGAUCUCUGCGAGCAGGAACAUAUAUUAUUCAAUAUGCCCGACCAAAUCCACCCCGAGAUCCUCGAAAUCGAGAUCGCCAAUAAUAAACUGAGCACUCAACUGGCACAGUUGCAACCCCUUCAAAAAUCCGCCAAUGUGGCCACACAAAUGGUGCGUGAUGUCCAAGGCAGGGACAAAAAAUUGGGUGACCAGUUGCAGAGAGACAUUCAGGAGCUGGAUUCUUUCAAACUCACAUUUGAGAAACAUCAAGGACUAUGCCUCCAACGGUUUCUGUUCGUGCAAAGGGAUAAAGCCAGUGGCACGGAAAUCGCAGAAUGUUCAGCCAAUAGAGCAAGAUUUAUACAAAAUCUUCUUAAUAAACAGGUAGUUAAAGAUGAUUAUGAACCUCGACGGAAAGAAGCCCUCAAAGUGAUGCUGCAUUUAAAGAGGGCCUCACUGAACUUACAGAAACAUCUGACAAACGUGAUAAGCCACAAAAAGACUGAACUCUUCCACAACUUGUAAAAUUCAAGUAAAUUUGAUUUGUCUGAGCUGUAAUUAUAUAUAAAAUAUCUAAAGCACCAUUUGUAAAGUGAAAAAAAAAUGUAAAUCUUUUUUAGUACUGUUUCUGGACUGGUUCGCACGACAUUAUCAUAUAGGUCCCAUAUGAACAGUUGGAAAAAUAAAAGAAACAAGUUAAGACUUUGUGGUUUUUAAAAGUAUAAAUAUAAUUAAAAUAUAUAUAACUAAA
This is a messenger RNA of Drosophila rhopaloa, 1178 nucleotides long. RefSeq lists its product as uncharacterized. Bases 134 to 952 code for a protein of 272 amino acids. The transcript has a single exon. NCBI's taxonomy places the organism in Eukaryota, Metazoa, Arthropoda, Insecta, Diptera, Drosophilidae. The record is from RefSeq and is a predicted model, not a curated record.